Molecule: messenger RNA, 2829 nt
Organism: Oncorhynchus masou masou (cherry salmon)
Lineage: Eukaryota; Metazoa; Chordata; Actinopteri; Salmoniformes; Salmonidae
Gene: ankef1a
Product: ankyrin repeat and EF-hand domain containing 1a
Exons: 9
Coding region: 1-2343 (780 amino acids)
Molecular function (GO): protein binding
Source: RefSeq, a predicted model, not a curated record
AUGAAGACCCCGGUGGCUGAGGGUCGCCUGCAGGUGCUGCAGAUCUACCGGCUCCUCCAGUAUGUCCAUGAGGGACACCAGCCUCAGAUAGAGAAGAUGGUAGACAUGGGUGUGGAGGACCUCAUCAACCUGACAGAGCCACGGGAGGGCACCGGAGUUCUCCACCUGGCUGCUGUGGCCAACAACACAAAAAUGGUCAGCUUCCUGCUGGCCCAGGGCGCCCAGCCCAACGUCCAGGACAAAAGGGGACGCACCCCGGUCAUGUUAGCAGCUGAGAUGGGGCACGACGGCAUGGUGGCACUCCUAGCUAAGAACUACGCUAAAAUGAACCUGUUGGAUGCUGAGGGGAAAGGUGUGCUCUUCUACUGCAUCUUCCCCACCAAGCGCCACAUGCGCUGCCUGCAGGUGGCCCUACACAGCAUGGCUGAUGUCAACAACGUCUCGCUCGCCGGGACACCCGUGUUCCUGCUGGCGUGUCAACGUGCCGCCGACUGCUCCGCCAUGUGCCUCAGCAUCCUGGAGCAGGGCGCCGACCCCAACUCAGCCAAUCAGAUGACAGGCCGCACUGCGUUGAUGGAGGCAGCCAGGGCUGGGGCUGUGGAGCUGGUCAGAGCCAUCCUACUGAGGGGGGCAAACCCCAACACCCUCGACAAGAACCACCUCCACGCCACACACUUCGCUGCCAUGGGGGGAUUCUUUGAGGUGAUCCAGGUGCUGUCUGCUUACUCAGCUGACAUGGGGGUGAUGACAUCAGAGGGGGACACUCCUCUGCACUACGCUGCCCGAGGGGGCUUCACUGAUUGCUGCAGGUUCCUAGCACAGAGAGGUUGUAACCCCAAACAAAAAAACCAGGAGGGCCUUCUUCCCCGUCAUAUUGCCAAAGACAACAGCUACAAGGCAGUGGUAAAGGAACUCAAGAAAGCAGAGAGGAUACAUGGGAAGUACUCCAAAACCGGGGUGUCCAAUCCCAACACUCCCUGGGCCCUGACCCUCCACGAUUGGUCCCACGAGCACGAGGCCGCCCUCCGGAACGCCUUUUCGGACGAAUCAGAAGCCAAGGGCAUGGAGACAGUCUCUAGGGAAAUGUUCAUAUCUGUGCUGCAGAAGCUCCAGGCCCCAGUGGAACUGGACCAGCUCCAUAAGGUGGUAGUGGCCCACGACAAAAGGAGAGAAGGACUAGUCAAUGUCAGUGACUUCUUCAAGGGCCUCAAGUACCUCCAGAAAUCAUUUACCAUCGCCUCUUAUGGUCCAAAGAAGAAGAAAGGAGGAAAGAGAGGUAAAAAGGGCAAGAAAAAGGCUAAAUUCACUCUCCCCAUGCCUAUUUGUACCAUCCCACCUGAGCUUAUAUACAGACGGGACGACGGCGGGCCGCCUCACUACAUGAUCGAGACGUACCAGCAUUGUACUGACGUCACUCGUUUUGACCGCGACCACCCGCCAGCCCACCCAAUAGAGGAUGAUUCAGCCUGGUACCUAGACAAGCCGGAGAGGGUCUAUAUCGACAUCAACUACUGUGUGAAGACGGGGGACCUGGAGUCUCUGAACCUGGCCUUCAGUCAGGGGGUCCCAGUGGACGUGAAGGACCGCUUCUAUAAGACCCCUCUCAUGACCGCCUGCUCCAGUGGAAACUACGAGGUGGCCCAAUUCCUCCUCAACUUGGGGGCUGACGUGAAUGUGUUUGACCAGUUCCGUUGGACGCCCCUCCACCACGCUUGUCACGCAGGACAACUGGACAUAAUGGAGCUGCUGGUGGAGAGAGGUGCCAAGGUGGACACGCCCGCUCUCAACGGUGCCACACCCCUCAUGAGGGCCAUCGAGAGCUGCAGGCCCUGCUGUGUGGAUUACCUCAUCAAGGCCGGGGCAAAGGUCGCUGCAGAAAACAAGAAAGAGCAAAAUUGCUUGGACAUCGCCCGUGCCUAUGCAGACUUCAGGAUUGUGGACUUGGUCCAGGCUAAGAUUGAUUCUCUGCCCAAACUCAAGGAGAACAAGAAAGGAAAAGGGGGUAAACCUCAACCUAAACCCAGACCUGCCACUGCCCAAGAAAAGGGUCAUGGUCCGGUGACACCUGCCCCAUCUGAGAUGGUAGUGAAUAAAGCGAUGUCCCUGAAGGAGAGCAUCAUUCUGCACAGCACUCAGAUCAUCAGCGGACAAGUCAACAAAGUGGACAUCAGCUAUGUGCCAAAAACGGUAUGGGGCAAGCAGACCACCACCAGCCAGCUGGUAGAGAAGAUGCAGAAGAAGAGGGAGAGGUUUUCCUACGAGGUGGACUUUGAAGACUUUAUGAUGCCCUUCAGUAAGAACAUCCAGCAGAAAUCUCUGAAGCUGACUCAAGCUACUAACUAGUGGGAACAAGACAUGGUUGUAAUGAGUCAGCAGUUAUGUUUGCAGAUGGAAUAUAUUUGCCUCACAUAGUUGGGUUCAAAUCAGUUUUCAAUCCAGGAAGGGAAAUGGAAUUAAUUUAGUCAUAUUUUCAAUUUAUGUAUUGAAUUUCAAUUUACUCUCUGAAUUGAAAUCAUAAUUUGCCUUAGCACACUGAUGGCUGAGAGGAUUGUUUCCUCACUGUCAUAGAAAGCCAGUAAAUGUAUUGACUAAAACAAGAGACACCAAGUAGUAGAUGUAAAGAUGUAAGAAUAAUGUAUAGAUGUUGUUCACUGUUAUCUAUUGAUAUAAAUCCACUUGAAUUUAGUACAAAAUUGUCUUCUUCUGACAUGCCUACUGAGUACUCAUUGUAUCACUAGACACAAAGCACAUGGCAAAGAGUCUGUCAUGUAUACCAGACAGCUUCCACUCAUGCAGACAGCUUUACAGUCCUACGGAUUUGAUAUAGAA